GGGAGGGAGGGAGGGGCCGAUGGGGAAAGGCCGGGCACCGUGCUGCGCCAAGGUGGGGCUCAACAGGGGCUCCUGGACGCCGGAGGAGGACAUGCGCCUCAUCGCCUACAUUCAGAAGUUCGGCCACGCCAACUGGCGCGCCCUGCCCAAGCAAGCAGGUUUGCUCCGGUGCGGCAAGAGCUGCCGCCUCCGGUGGAUCAACUACCUCCGGCCCGACCUCAAGCGCGGCAACUUCACCGUCGAGGAGGAGGAGACCCUCAUCAAGCUGCACAACAUGCUCGGCAACAAGUGGUCCAAGAUCGCGGCGUGCCUGCCGGGGAGGACCGACAACGAGAUCAAGAACGUCUGGAACACGCACCUCAAGAAGCGGGUGGCGGCCAGCGCCGGGGAGCAGAAGAAGGGCGGGGCCAAGGGCAAGAAGAAAACCACCUGCGCCGACGUGCCGGCGCCGUCUCCGUUUCCAUCCUCUUCCACAACCACCACGACCACCACCACGACCAACUGCUCCAGCGGCGAGUCCGGCGAGCAGAGCAACACCAGCAAGGAACUAGAACUAGAAUUGGAGCUGGAGAAGAUCGAGAUCCCCAUGCUGGACCUCGGCUUCGACCUCGACAUGCUGCUGGACACGCACUGCCCGGCCAUCUCUUCGGCGCCGACCUCGCGCUGCUCGUCCGCGUCCCCGCCGUGCGUGGUGGACGACGGCGCGCUGCUCGACCUGCCGGAGAUCGACAUCGUGCCGGAGCUGUGGAGCAUCAUGGACGGCGAAGGCGGCGCCGGCGCCUGCGCCGAAACGGCGCAGGUCCCGUGGAGCAAUGCGGCGCCGUGCGACGGCAAGGGACCAGAGGCGAGCGCCGCAACGGCCGACGACGAGGACGGAAAGGAGUGGUGGUUGGAAGAUUUGGAAAAGGAGCUGGGCCUGUGGGGGCCCAUCGACGACUACCAGUACCAACAACCGGACCCGCAAGGCCUGUCGGGUCGCGCGGACCCGCUCUCCGCCAGCGUGGACGACCCCGUGUCGUCCUACUUCCAAGCCGGCCCCGCCAGCGCCACGUCAACCAUCCAUGGGCCCGAAGCCUCUGCAGUUCUCACAGACAUCCCCAUGGGUCUAUGAGAUCACUCGGUAUAUAUAAACCGUCCGAUCUCUUAGUAUAGAAACAAGCACCGCGAUCGGACGGCCACGACUGAUGUAGGUAGGUUACCUAACACGGGAUCCGGACAAGCUACGGCCGGGUCGUAUUGGGCGAGUAAAGUUUUAUUUGUAGUGUAGGAUAAAAAAGGUGACUCUUGGACUCGAAGUGCUCUGGGAAGAAACUAGAGUACCACCACUGCCUACUUGUCUAUCUAUAUGAUAAAACCUAUGUAAGCUGCUUCGUUGUCGAUGGACCAUGGCUCCAAAUCUCACGUGGUGGAGAUGAAUGGUACGCCUCGUUGAA
Messenger RNA from Triticum dicoccoides, 1433 nucleotides. RefSeq names its product myb-related protein Zm1-like. NCBI's taxonomy places the organism in Eukaryota, Viridiplantae, Streptophyta, Magnoliopsida, Poales, Poaceae. Bases 20 to 1111 code for a protein of 363 amino acids. The record is from RefSeq and is a predicted model, not a curated record. The transcript has 3 exons.